GUAUGCAGAUUCGACCCGCACUUACUCAACCCGUCAAAGCGCGUGAAAACUCCCCUCAACUCUGGAACUCGGCCUUGGUUCUCUCUUUCACACAUCACCACAAACUUUCCUCAAAUUCUCGUUUGAUCCCCUCCUCUUGCGAACAUAAGCAAAUCAAACUUUUCGGUAAGUUUAUGACUUUACAUUAUCAGAAUUCAACACGCAGCCUCUUUACCAACAACUCCCACUUCACUGCCGUUCUUUCGCAUCAUCAUCUCCCAGCGCUCGCCAGGAAAAAAAUCCUGGAGCAAAAUUACCUGGGAAAUCUCUGCACCCCGCCCCCGCCUACCACUUUCAGCUCUGAGAACGUUGUGAGUGGGCUUAAAACUCACUGUCCACUCUCAUGACAAGCCAUUGGGACGAGCCGUUGGAUGUCAUUGUCGGCAGUCAAUCACUAUUUUAAUGCGAUUACAGCUCCAAUUGCGAAGUUCAAGAGUCUCUGAAUCGCCCUCAUGACUUUCUCACGCCUCUCAGCCAUUUUGGUUCAAAGAGUCUGUGUUUUCUCAUCUGCAAAGAAAACCUUUCAAUUUCCUCCAGUUCCCCCUCUUCUUACUUCUAGCAACUCCGUCACUACACAUCAACCCCUCGCCAAUCCCUUGCCUCUAUCGGAUCUCGGAGGCGGGUGACCACUCUAACUUUUACCUUAACACACUUUCAUAUCUGUGCCUCACUUCUUGGACUGACUUUGAGAAUUCAGAAACCCUUUCACACAACCACUCAAUUUCUCAAAAUGGAUUCUUUCCAGCAGCAACAACAGCAGCAGCCCCGUGGCGCUUGCUACUCUUGCGGUUCUACUGGCCACCAGGCCCGUGACUGCCCUACCAAGGGUCCUGCUAAGUGCUACAACUGCGGUGGCGAGGGCCACAUGAGCCGUGACUGCACCGAGCCCAUGAAGGAUAACAAGUCCUGCUACAAGUGCGGCCAGCCCGGCCACAUCUCCCGUGACUGCCCCAUGAGCGGCGGCAGCGGCCAGGCUACCGAGUGCUACAAGUGUGGUGAGAUUGGCCACAUUGCCCGCAACUGCUCCAAGUCCUCCUACGGUAACAACUAUGGUGGUGGCUUCGGUGGUGGCGCUGGCAAGACCUGCUACUCUUGCGGUGGCUACGGCCAUAUGUCUCGCGAGUGUGUCAACGGCAUGAAGUGCUACAACUGUGGCGAGUCUGGCCACUACUCCCGCGACUGCCCCAAGGAGUCCGCUGGUGGUGAGAAGAUCUGCUACAAGUGCCAGCAGCCUGGACACGUCCAGUCUCAGUGCCCCAGCAACUAAAAUGGUGGCUCGUGACUCAGCAUCGCGACUGAGGCGAGGUGGACGUGGAGACUCGUUGAUACCCACGGACGAUUUAUUUCCUAGUUCUUUUACGGCAUUUUGACAAAAGUUCAACUUCCUCGCACGACUUCUUAUGAUCAUCACGGCAGAAUGGAGGCUCACAAAACAAACCGUGCGCGAUUCUCGACGAGUGGCUGGCGGCGACCAGCUUUGAUUGGAACAUAUCGGCAUUGGAUUUCGUCACACAACGAACGAACGACUACGACCAUGAAAUCGACUCGACUUUGAGACAGACGGAUGGUGACGGGUGGGGGUGACGAGAUCAAACUGAAAAUAUCUGGUGUCUUGCAUGCAAUGUUUCACAACACCUCUGGUGCUCUGCUUACUCGCUGCAAGUGGAGAACCCAAGCUGAGAAGAGCUGGGUGUGCUCCUUUGGUAGUCAAGUCGAGAUGAAAUGCGUUGAUCCCGACGUUGUGGAAACUCUAACCUGGUGUGACUGUGUGUUUCGAUAUUGCCGACCUAUGCUUUGCGUUUCUAGCAGAAGCGGGUGUGUAGAAUGAAGGUGAACAAGGCUCAAAGGGUGGCUGUUCCUCUUGGACGCACCAGCACAAUCGGCCUGUUGCUAUUAAGAUAGUCUCCGAUUAGUAGCAUGCUAUUCGGACAAUAGCAUGUUCAGUCAGCUUGGUAUGACGAAAUGGCGAGCGAGUUGCUGGUCACGCAGACAGGAACCCUUCAGGGGUAACUGUGUGGCUAAGGUUCAGAUCUAGAACGGUUCAAGACUCGGAGUGCACAAGAGUUCCUGGCGUGGCUCGUUGCGGCUCAUAUUAAGCCUACGGGAAGAUACGGAUCCGGCACGAAAGACCUUUUACAACAAUCUCGGCUGAGUUUUUGAAUAAGGAGCUGAUACAGGUGAAACUCAGCAAGAACUUUAGCGGCCUAAACACAGACAUUCAAUGAACUAGGCUGUCGGCAUGACUCAAUAAUUUCAAAAUCCGGGACUCUGAUAAUUAAGGUCGACUGCAGACAGGGAGAAUGCAUAGAAUCAAGCUGACUGCCAUGUCGUUUAAAUGAAGGUAAAAAGAUCGGAAGCGUUAACAGCCUGGCUCUGGAUUCUAUAUCAGGCUGCUUAUAUGGGUAGCAUCAUGAUAGCAAGAAAACUACUCAGGCUUUGCUGCGUAAUAUACCUACUAUUAUCUAGAAGAUGGACACUAUCUAUAGAGCCUCUGAAAAGGCUCUUCAUUUCCAACUGAAACUAAUCAAGUGCGCC
Molecule: messenger RNA, 2574 nt
Organism: Fusarium odoratissimum NRRL 54006
Lineage: Eukaryota; Fungi; Ascomycota; Sordariomycetes; Hypocreales; Nectriaceae
Product: cellular nucleic acid-binding protein
Exons: 8
Coding region: 770-1306 (178 amino acids)
Biological process (GO): positive regulation of cytoplasmic translation
Cellular component (GO): cytoplasm
Molecular function (GO): zinc ion binding; single-stranded RNA binding; translation regulator activity
Source: RefSeq, a predicted model, not a curated record